Messenger RNA from Salvia hispanica, 1484 nucleotides. RefSeq lists its product as uncharacterized. NCBI's taxonomy places the organism in Eukaryota, Viridiplantae, Streptophyta, Magnoliopsida, Lamiales, Lamiaceae. Gene Ontology annotation, cellular component: eukaryotic translation initiation factor 2B complex. The record is from RefSeq and is a predicted model, not a curated record. Gene Ontology annotation, molecular function: guanyl-nucleotide exchange factor activity; translation initiation factor activity. Gene Ontology annotation, biological process: translational initiation.
UAGAGAACUAUUCCCCAAAUCCACCCAAUUCCUAUCUCUCAAUCCCGCCGGAAACUUCCAAAACCCCGCCGGCGACGUCGUUUUCACGGCGGAAUCGCACAAAUUCCCGAUCACUACUUCCACUAAUCGCGAAUCGACCCCUCAAAAACGCACUAAUUCAACGAAAAGCGACAGAUGUGGCAUCGAUCCGCGUCAUUCAUCAUCGACAAGCAGGAGCAGCAGCGGAGCGACGCCGCCGAGAGCCGACCGAUCUCCCCCGCUCCCACCGCCAUGGCGGAAAUCCCCAGCGCUAACGUCUCGAUGUACUACCAGACGCGCGCGGAGCACCACGGCGUCGUGACGAGCGACUGGCUGGCUCAGGCGCAGGCCGCCGUCGCCGGAAAUUCGGACGGCGACGCAGCGGAGAGCAACGCUUCCGGCAUCGAGGAGAUGGGCAAGAGGUUCUCGGUGGUGGAUGAGUUUAACAAUUGGCGGAAACAGCCGGAUUUGGCGGAGGCUGUGGCGGCGAUUAGGGCUUUAGCUUCGGCGAUUCGGUCCAGCCAAGCUAAGACGAUGAUGGAGCUUGAAAUUGAGCUCAAAAAGGCAUCCGAUUCUCUUAAAUCGUGGGACACUACUUCAAUCUCCUUAACGGCUGGUUGUGACCUUUUCAUGCGUUAUGUGACUAGAACUUCAGCUUUAGAUCGUGAAGACUUCGGUUCAGCCAAGUCCCGACUACUUGAGCGUGCUGAGAAGUUUGGCGAGAUAUCAUAUAAGGCGCGGAGGAUAAUAGCUAUGCUCAGUCAAGAUUUUAUAUUUGAUGGCUGCACCAUUUUGGUCCAUGGCUUCUCCAGGGUUGUGCUCGAAGCUUUGAGAACAGCAGUUGAGAAUAAAAAAGUGUUUCGAGUUCUCUGCACAGAGGGAAGGCCCGACAGGUCAGGGUUACGUGUAUCCAACGAGCUCGCCAAACUGGAUGUUCCCGUUAAGCUCUUAAUCGACUCUGCUGUGGCAUACAGCAUGGACGAAGUGGACAUGGUGCUUGUCGGAGCAGAUGGCGUUGUUGAAAGUGGAGGCAUUAUAAACAUGAUGGGAACCUACCAAAUCGCAUUGGUUGCCAAAGCCAUGAACAAGCCAAUGUACGUUGCUGCUGAAAGUUACAAGUUUGCGCGCCUUUACCCGUUGGAUCAGAAAGACAUGGUGCCAGCCCUACGCCCAAUUGAAUUUGGAGUACCGAUCCCAUCAAAGGUGGAGGUUGAAACAUCCGCUCGCGACUACACGCCCCCACAGUAUCUUACCCUGCUAUUUACUGAUCUUGGGGUCCUAUCACCGUCUGUUGUAAGCGACGAGCUCAUCCAACUUUACCUAUAGACUAAUCGCGCAAUUCGCUUCGCCACUACAUCAUUUUUCUAUCAGUUCUUCAAGAUUGUAGAUUACCAUUGCUGAAUAUAGUCCUUGUCUUUGGAAUUAUUUGAUAUCUUGGUGGAAUAAACAGUGUGAAAUAUGAAUCC